Molecule: messenger RNA, 1494 nt
Organism: Fusarium venenatum
Lineage: Eukaryota; Fungi; Ascomycota; Sordariomycetes; Hypocreales; Nectriaceae
Biological process (GO): heme oxidation
Molecular function (GO): heme oxygenase (decyclizing) activity
Source: RefSeq, a predicted model, not a curated record
AUGGCAGCGCUUCAACCUGAUGUCCCACAACAUCCUCAGCCUCCAUCUCAAUCUCAACUUCACCAACACGACCGUCCGUUGGCCGAGUCUAUUGCCAUUGCUACAAGGACGGUGCACGCCAAGCUUAACAAGCUCAUUAUCGCCCGUCUGCCGCUUGCGUUACCUCCUGUUGCCGCCGAUUCGUCUUCAUACAUCACUGGACUAUUGCAUAUUACGCCUAUCUACAUCACCUUCGAGACACUAUGGCGGGAUAUAAUCGAGUCGGGAUCUCCUUUAAGAUGCGAAAAUAAUGUCGAAGCAUUCUUUCCAGAGAAUACGCCGACUGGAUCUCCCUACACUUCCUCACGAAUCGAUGCUCACGAAUUCACAAGUCGGAGCAGAAUGCUAGCGUUACUUCAGCAACUUUAUCUUCCAGGAUUAAUGCGAUCUGACCGUCUCAAAGCGGAUAUUGCAAAUUUGUCAGGGUGGUCAAAUAGCACCGUUGAGGAGCAGCUACGCCUGGUUGAACAGAAUGGUCGACUGGGAGAUUUUCUUCAGCACAUAAAGAGAACGGUCCAAAAUCGACCUCACGUACUAUUGUCUUAUUCCUAUAUCUUGUUCAUGGCUCUUUUUGCCGGCGGCCGUUUUAUCAGAGCUACCCUAGAAUCCGCCGGGGACGAGUUCUGGGACCGAUUACCUUCGCCAGUGUUGCCAUCUCUUGUACCUUGCGAGGAGAACACACGGCGAACUAAGCGAGCCAGUGGUUUGUCCGACGACCAGAUUCCACAGGAUGACUUUCAUCACCAUGCGACUCACACGAUGCCUCUACGAUUUUUCCACUUCCAGACUCCUGAGGACGGAGAAGAUUUAAAACGCGAAUUUAAGCGACGACUCGCUAGCAUGGAGGGGAAAUUGUCACCACGUGAGAAGCAAGACAUUGUCCAAGAAUCAAUCUGUAUCUUCGACAACAUGACGCUUUUGGUUCAACAGCUCGACAGGCUUUGUGAUGACCCAUCACGGGAGGGAAGCGACAGUCCGACAUCCUCUCUGCUUGACUUGGUCGACCAAUUCCAUCCUUUCCGCUCCCGUCUCAGAGACAGCGUAUCUAUCGCCAAAGAUAGAAUUCAAAGAUCUCCAAAACUAUCACCGAACCGCACUAAAUUAGCUUGGUCGAUCUGGAAAUACUACGGUGCGGCUUCAUCUCCUGUGGAGCCAGAGAGUGGGAUCAAGGUGCCGAUCGGUCACCCUGGUCUUUCCAACGACGCGUCAAUUGAACUUUGUCCAGCCUUUUCGAAGUCUAUGAGGUUCGAUAAGACCUUGCCACGACCAACGCGCUGCCCCGCCAAGUCCAUAGGGGAAGAACAUGAUUUGAAUGAGUGUCUUCAGGUUGCUUCUAAUAAGCUCAACAGUAUUGGCUUCAUCAACUGGUUGAUAAUAUUGACUGUCGGGGUUAUUAUCCUUGGAGCAUUAUGUUCUGUACGUCACGGCCGCGAUAUAACAAUGAUGAAAGCAUGA